GAAAGAGCGGAGCAGCCAUUGUUGAGGGAAACCUUGCAAACAAAGAAGGCUCCGGACUCCCUGCUGCCCCCCGCCCCCCAGGCCAGCCCCCUGGCCUCCGUCCCCUGGCCCAGUGGCCAUUGUAACUUUCCCCCGGGGCUGUGGCCGCCACGGGGCUGGCGGAGGCUGUGCGUGCGAGUCUUUGUGCGGCCGGCGGAGUGGAGCUCCCAGCCAGGCCCGCCUGUCCCACUCGGGACAUGAGCGGCUGAAGUUGAUCCCACCUCAGUCCUCACCCCCGCCUGGGACCCUCUGGGCUUCCAGACGCUCCCCGCACCUCACCUGGCCCCCUCAGUUCUCCCAGGUUGUUCCUCAAAGUCAUUCAAGCUGUACUCACCGAAGGAGCCCCCGAACGGCAACGCCUUCCCUCCCUUUCAUCCCGGCACCAUGCUGGAUCGGGAUGUGGGCCCAACUCCCAUGUACCCACCUACAUACCUGGAACCUGGGAUUGGGAGGCACACACCAUAUGGUAACCAAACUGACUACAGAAUAUUCGAGCUUAACAAACGGCUUCAGAACUGGACAGAGGAGUGCGACAAUCUCUGGUGGGAUGCUUUCACGACUGAGUUCUUUGAGGAUGAUGCCAUGUUGACCAUCACUUUCUGCCUGGAGGAUGGACCAAAGAGAUACACCAUUGGCCGGACCUUGAUCCCACGCUACUUCCGCAGCAUUUUUGAGGGGGGUGCUACGGAGCUGUAUUAUGUGCUUAAGCAUCCCAAGGAGGCAUUCCACAGCAACUUUGUGUCCCUCGACUGUGACCAGGGCAGCAUGGUGACCCAGCACGGCAAACCCAUGUUUACCCAGGUGUGUGUGGAGGGCCGGUUGUACCUGGAAUUCAUGUUUGAUGACAUGAUGCGGAUAAAGACAUGGCACUUCAGCAUUCGGCAGCACCGAGAGCUCAUCCCCCGGAGCAUCCUUGCCAUGCAUGCCCAGGACCCCCAGAUGUUGGAUCAGCUCUCUAAAAAUAUCACCCGGUGUGGAUUAUCCAAUUCCACUCUCAACUACCUCCGACUCUGUGUGAUACUUGAGCCCAUGCAGGAGCUCAUGUCCCGCCACAAGACCUACAGCCUCAGUCCCCGAGACUGCCUCAAGACCUGCCUUUUCCAGAAGUGGCAGCGCAUGGUAGCACCCCCCGCGGAGCCUGCACGGCAACAGCCCAGCAAACGGCGGAAACGGAAGAUGUCAGGGGGCAGCACUAUGAGUUCGGGGGGUGGCAACACUAACAACAGCAACAGUAAGAAGAAGAGCCCAGCCAGCACCUUCGCCCUCUCCAGCCAGGUACCUGAUGUGAUGGUGGUGGGGGAGCCCACCCUGAUGGGCGGGGAGUUCGGGGACGAGGACGAGAGGCUCAUCACCCGGCUGGAGAACACCCAGUUUGACGCGGCCAACGGCAUUGACGACGAGGACAGCUUUAACAACUCCCCUGCACUGGGCGCCAACAGCCCUUGGAACAGCAAGCCUCCGUCCAGCCAAGAAAGCAAAUCGGAGAACCCCACGUCACAGGCCUCCCAAUAAAGGCCCUGCCACGGUCACCCAGUGCUCUGCCUGCCUGCCCCACCCCUCGUAGCCCCAGGGAGCAGAAGACAGAAGAAGAGACUGAGCAUCUAAAAUGGGCAGCCUCCAUCCACCCACUUCAGGGAGGAACUGGACUCGCUGGGGGCAGGUGCCAAGAUGUGCCCCCCAGUGGCCCUGGGCUGGGCCUGGCCCCUGCAGAGCCUUUUGGGGGAAGGGGUUACUCAUGUGGAUGCCUACGUGGACCCUGGACCUCUGAGAAAUGUCUUGACCAUACCCCCAGGGCAUUUGCCUCCAUCUUUACCCCAAGUUCUGGGUUCCCCAUUGUCCUGGCUUAUCUCCUUCAAGACUGGGGCUGUCCAUACCCACAGCCCUUAGGGGUUAAGGUCAUGGGGCUUGGUUGAAUGCCCCUUCCCCUAGGUGGCUGGUAUUAGAGGGGUGAAGCUCUGGGCUCCUUGUUCCUUUCUGCCACUUAUCCCAGCUCCAACAAGUUUUUUAAAGAAUAAUAUUAUUAAAAAUGUAA
This is a messenger RNA of Marmota monax (woodchuck), 2071 nucleotides long. It is a transcript of the gene Ldb1, whose product is annotated as LIM domain binding 1. Gene Ontology annotation, biological process: positive regulation of transcription by RNA polymerase II; negative regulation of transcription by RNA polymerase II; nervous system development. The record is from RefSeq and is a predicted model, not a curated record. Gene Ontology annotation, cellular component: nucleus; transcription regulator complex. Gene Ontology annotation, molecular function: LIM domain binding. The coding region runs from base 424 to 1551 and encodes 375 amino acids. The transcript is spliced from 11 exons. NCBI's taxonomy places the organism in Eukaryota, Metazoa, Chordata, Mammalia, Rodentia, Sciuridae.